Cryptococcus wingfieldii CBS 7118 is the source of this 4407-nucleotide messenger RNA. RefSeq lists its product as hypothetical. Lineage: Eukaryota; Fungi; Basidiomycota; Tremellomycetes; Tremellales; Cryptococcaceae. Bases 1 to 4407 code for a protein of 1468 amino acids. The transcript is spliced from 4 exons. Gene Ontology annotation, biological process: signal transduction; establishment or maintenance of actin cytoskeleton polarity. Gene Ontology annotation, cellular component: cell tip; microtubule cytoskeleton. Gene Ontology annotation, molecular function: protein binding. The record is from RefSeq and is a predicted model, not a curated record.
AUGGCCCACCACGCCCAGCAGGGCAUAGACCCCUACCAAAACGACGCAGGCAUGUACGACGCCCCGGCCUCGCCCACCUCCUCUUCCUCUUCUUUCGAAGGCGACGUCAGCAUGAACGGGGAACACGCCAGAUUCUACUACGAACAGCAACAGCAGACCAUUCUCUACCAGCAACAUCACCUGCAGAAUGGACUCGAGCCUGGCGCUGCGAGACAGGCUGCAAAACAGGCGCGAAUGCAUAUGGACGACGACAGUGACGACGGGUUCAGUGACGAGGAGAGCGAUACGGAUAGUAUGCCGGAUGACAGUAUCGACUUUAGUCUGACCUACGCCCUGCAUACCUUUCUGGCUACAGUGGAGGGGCAAGCCUCAGUAAUCAAAGGCGACUCCCUUGUGUUACUGGACGACGCCAACUCUUACUGGUGGCUGGUCCGCGUCCUCAAGACUGAAGACGUCGGGUACAUUCCCGCUGAAAACAUUGAAACGCCCUACGAACGCUUGGCUAGGUUAAACAAGCACCGAAAUAUUGACCUUGCGGCUGCCACCAAGAAUGAAAAGCAGCUCGGGCAGGUGCAAUCCAGGGAGAAAUUGAAGGGGGCCAUAGCAGCCAAGAGAAGCAACGCGAGGCAGGGGUCAAACGAGGGGUCUGAAGAGAGCUCUGGCCGACGCGUCAUCUUUGCGCCCCCGACCUAUGUCGACCACCCCGGUGUUACGUGGAGCUCGGAUGAGGAGGAUACCGACCACGAGCCGGAAGAGGUCGAGAUGCAGGAGGAUGAGCAUCCUCAGGAGGGCCAUGACGCGAGACAUGCCCAAGAGGCAAUGGAUGUCGACGACAGCAUGGACGACAUGGAGCCCGAUGAUGGCGUCGAGUGGGCAGACGAGGCUGCUGAAAAGGAGCGUCAAAAAGUGCUGGAGCAGCGGCAAGCUGCCGUCACGCCGAAAUCCAACAAUCCCUUUGCGCCUCGGUCUAAUCUCCCCACGGAGACCGUAUCGAAUGGUCUGGACCAAAGCGGCUCCACCUCUUCUCUCAAUUCGUCCAGUGGUCCCAUCCUUGACCCUGCUUCGGCGUCCGAGACGAGGAGAAUCACAGCCACUCCGGCCGUAGCUGGCGGUCCCUUGCUCCCAUCCGCCCUCGUCAACGGUUCUCAAAACCGCAACGUCAGUGGCCAAUCGACAUCUUCAGUCUACUCUACCGUCUCUGCCACUUCCUCUGUUCGCAGCAGCACUCCCACCGGCAACAGUCCCGAAGAUGCCAAGAACAAGAUGAAAAAGCCCCGCAAGAGCUCGGGCGAUGACAAUGGGGAAAAGAAGAAGAAGGGCUUGCUUGGGGGACUGUUUUCGCGAAACAAGGCAGACAAGAAGGGCAAAGGAAUAUCAAGUGCGGACCAACGGAGCUCGGAAGACAGUGCUCUGGAAGACCGUGGGUCCGAGGAUGAUCCGUCUACCAGGGGCGCUCUCUCUGCUUCCGGCUCACACGAAUCGUCACCCCAGAAUGCCUCCGAUGUCUCGUCCCACAGCCUCAAACUUCAGCAAGCCGACCAGGCUCGCAUGCAGUCCUACACCAACAAGUAUCUCAAAUCCCACAACGACGAGUAUAGCGCUUCCAACGCCGAGGCUGCUGCUGCCGUUGCGCAGAGCGCCGCGGCGAUGCGUCUGUCGGCCAGUGUGAUGGGUACACCCAAUGGGCAGAACGCGAGACCGAGCAGUAUCAUUGUCUCGCCAAAUCCAGAUGGUCCACCAUUGCUCAAUGUCAUCCGAAUCUUUGCAGGAACACAGGUGGAUAGUGAAGCCUCGUUCAAGACGGCGCUCAUCAACGAGACGACCUCUGCUGGCGAUCUCAUCCGCCAAGCUAUCCAGAGGUUCCACUUGCAGACCCCUCAGCCGCAAGACCCUCUUGCCGGUUAUUAUGUCACGGUGAAGGACUUUGACGGAACAGAGCUUGAGCUAGGCCCGCAAGAUAAGCCAUUGGGCAAGUUCCAGGCUGCUGUGGCCAGGUGGAGCGAGUCGGAGAUUGACGAGCAUGGAAAGCUGCAAGAACGUUUGGGCACCAUCACACCGACAGUCAAGCGCGAUAGCUUGAGCAGUAUCUCCAGUAUGGCCAGUCUGUCCAACCACCCUGCCAUCAAAAAGCUUGGCAUGGAUUGGGAAGACGACUCGCAAGUCAAGCUGUAUCUCAACCGUCGAUUGCUUUUGGCCGAGCCAGAAGGGAUGCCGGAUCCCCAAAGUGGUUUUUCAAGCUACAGCACCGGUCUUUCCACCGUGCACGAAAGCCCCAAAUCCGACGAGGACAUGCUCACGCCGGGCCCCUCCUCGCCCGUCACGGCCAAGAACCCCAACCUCACCAUCUCUACCGGCGCCCACGCUGCACCAGAGAGGUACAUGUCUCCUUCCGCGCGCUUCACCCUCCAGCUUUUGCUCCACCCUGCCGACUUACCUCCUGGUAUCAUGUUUGAUCCUUCGUCCGAGUCGCUUGUUGCCAGACCAAGACUGCAACAGGGUGUGGAAGAAGGCGAAGCGAGAAAGAGACUAUUCACGUUGCCGAGGAAUGCCAAUGUGGUGGAUGUCAUCGAACAGGGUCUUGAGAGGUUUGGAGUGCAGGAAGGUGUGGUGGAUGGAGGCGACGAAGUGGAGGACAAGGUGGGGAAGAGAAGAAGCAUGACGAGGGUGAGAUAUAGCUUGGGUGUCAUUGUGAACGGUCAAGGUCAACCAGAACGUCAAUUGUCGUCUUCGUCCAAGAUUCUCGAAUCCUACCCCUCGGCGCCAAUCCUCAAGCCGAUGGAGAAAAGCACGCCCGAAUCAAGAAGACGCUCGCGGGAUCUCAGCUACAAUGUUGGUUCGACUGGCGACAUUCGUGAGAGCGACCCUGUCUUUGUCUUGCGCAAAGUCGGUGCCCGAGGGCUGGCAGGGGCCAAGAUGGAUGGGAUCAAGCAAACGCCUACUAGUCCUAUAGUAUCUCCAACGACUUCGGACCCUCGAUCCCCGCAAGAGAUCAUCGCUGCCCAACGCGCUGCUUCGCGCUCGCAUCAGAUGUCGGUCCUGUCAUCGACAAAUAAGGGGCAAGGUGUAGAUGUUCGACUUCCAGAGACUCAGGGUACAUUCCGCUCUACCAAACAAGUCGGUCAGGACGGCGGCGCCGUCAUGCGCUACAGCUUCAUUGACGAGGCCGGAGAAACGUAUGACAUAUCCGAGCUGUUGGAGGCUGAGGUGGGCAAAGACGGCAAGUCCAAGGUCGACGAGGUCGGAGACGACUUUAAGACUGGCUCUGUUGACGUCCCACCCGAGCUUCAAAGGCAGGGCACCGAUAUGUCUGUUUCCGAUUACCAUACUGCCCCCAGCACUCCUGAAUCAGGCAUGAGAACUCUGUCGGGCGACUCUAUCGAGAUCAUUGACGAGCCCCGUCCGAGGUCGCGAUCCGCACAAGAUCGAGACAUUCUGCAGCGCGCUGUACAGAGAGCCAGCCAAGAUGGCGAAGCGGCGGGGUUGCACGAGGCGUUGCAGAGGGUGGCAGAUAAGGCUAGGGAGGGGUCAACGAAAGGGAGUACGGGACCAGAAGAAGUCGCGAGGGAGCGCAAUGCGACGCCAAAUGGGAGGAUCACUCCAGAACAGGACUCGAGCGAGGAUCUCCAUGCUACACCGCGUGCUUCUAACGCUUAUCAGUACUCUGAACAUGAUCAUUCUCAGGAUCACUCUACGCGGACAAGUUCGCGUCAGGCGACUCGCGAGACUGCUGCCAGCGUCAACCGCAUCAUCUCGCGCCACCGCCAGCAGCCGUCUAUCGCGUCCAUCAUGUCUGACUUUGAUGGCGACAAGUCUGGUUCAUCGCUCUCCCGGGACCUCCGGGAUCGCUCUAUCGACCCCCCGAGUAGUGUUAGUGAAGGGGACGAGAACGAUCGGUUGACAGAGCCCGAUGGGUCCUACAAUUCCUCAUCGACAGGUUACGAGGCCAAUUUCAACGACCGGAGCUCGACUCCUGCGACUGCCUCUUCCUCCACACACACCACUCCGCCCUUUAACGGAAAUGGCGGCAUGUUUACCUACACCAGGGCUGUCAAUGUCGUUUCGCCCACUCCCCGAGCUCCAGUGAGGUACAGGGAUGACUUUGGAAUGAAGGAUAUGAUGGCGGUGAUUAGGGUGCGAGCGCGAGAAUAUCGCUCCGCGACCAAGCCCAAGGCAAACUCCCGAAAGAACGUGAGAGGUAGUGUCAUCAGCGACGUCGAUUCUACGCGCUCUUUAACGCAUGCGGUGCCGGGGACCGAAGUGGAUAGGCAGCUGAUUGGAGAAAAGAUUGAUUGGGAAGAGGUGCACCCAGAGAUCCGGGACUGUUUGCACGGAGUCCAGGAGAGGCUGGACAGCUUUGACAGAGAAGUGGAUGAUUUGCUGGCCACUGUAGGAGCUUUGGGUAUUUGA